Messenger RNA from Sphaeroforma arctica JP610, 411 nucleotides. RefSeq lists its product as hypothetical. Lineage: Eukaryota; Ichthyosporea; Ichthyophonida. Bases 1 to 411 code for a protein of 136 amino acids. The record is from RefSeq and is a predicted model, not a curated record. The transcript has a single exon.
AUGGAGACCCAUGAAUUAUUACAGCUGCUAAGUCCUGAUAUUCAGGAGGCCCAGAUUCGUUCGAAUCAACGUUUGGUCAUCCGUCGAUGUCACAAUGGGGACACAACCCGGGGGGAAACGACGAAUAGUAGACUCAGCCCUCACAUAGUACAGCGUCAGCAGCAACAAUGGCAACAGCGCCCGACUCCAACAACUAACCCAACGACGUGCAACGGUUGCCGAGCACAGGCACCACCAGCGUUGCGACACAUACCGCGCUGGCAUCAUUACCGGGCGGCCCAACCUGGGGAGCAGGACGUUAGAACACGGACGUCGGCCGCCAGUCAUCAACAGAGAGAGGCCAUAAUGGAACAGCAAUCUACACCACCACAGGGGUCCGGUCACCAACCACCACAAUAUCCAAGCCGAUAG